This is a messenger RNA of Aspergillus caelatus, 670 nucleotides long. RefSeq lists its product as uncharacterized. Lineage: Eukaryota; Fungi; Ascomycota; Eurotiomycetes; Eurotiales; Aspergillaceae. The record is from RefSeq and is a predicted model, not a curated record. The transcript has a single exon. Bases 99 to 281 code for a protein of 60 amino acids.
UUUAUACACACCCUCCCUUAUUAAUAAUAUCUUCAUUGAUGGCACGAUGACACAGUUUUCAACAUUCUCCUUGAAGAGGCAUCAUAAACUCCGUGAGCAUGACACAUACCUCGCUGUCCAUCGUUUUGAUAUAUAGGACCCAUAGAUACAGACUCAAUUCUUUCGCAUUUAUUUGCGUAUUCUCGCCUUUUUUUUCGGCCUCCUUCGCGAUUUACAUGAUACAGUCCAUGGGAGGCAAUAAGGGUCCAGAGCAGCAACGAGGACUCUGUAAGGACGCAUAAAUGACCAAUAUGUAUGAUGCUUGCUACGUCUCGCUCCGCUGCGCAACAAAUAAGCCGAGAUACCUUAUCAGCACUGCUGACUCAACCUAUUGAACAAUCUUACCUGGUGAGGACUCGCCAUUGAUUAAUAGCAGUUGACAGUGUGAAAUAAAUAGUAGGAUAAAGAGCUGCUUGAUAAGAAACAGGGUCGCUGCUUUCGGCAAUCGCACACCGUCCAACGCUGAAAUUGCGAUGACCAUAUAGGCAACUAGCACUUCGGAAGUUAACCCCAGUCAGGAGCGUGUUGAGCACCUAAAUGAGGAAGCUGACACUUGGGUAAAUGCGCAGGUUGUUAGCCAUGUCGUUUUCAACACUUUCCAUCAAAUGCCACUGCUAUAGUACUGCUUGAG